Parasteatoda tepidariorum (common house spider) is the source of this 3712-nucleotide messenger RNA. It is a transcript of the gene RecQ5, whose product is annotated as RecQ5 helicase. Lineage: Eukaryota; Metazoa; Arthropoda; Arachnida; Araneae; Theridiidae. The record is from RefSeq and is a predicted model, not a curated record. Gene Ontology annotation, biological process: regulation of DNA-templated transcription; double-strand break repair via homologous recombination. Gene Ontology annotation, molecular function: ATP binding; four-way junction helicase activity; 3'-5' DNA helicase activity. Gene Ontology annotation, cellular component: chromosome; cytoplasm; nucleus.
AAUUUAACUGUCACCAUGUUUAUGAAUGUAUUUUGUUUUGUGUUUAUGUUUAUAAAUAAUUUUCGAUAUCUCACAAAUCUUACUAUUUAAAUCUCAAUAAUUAUAGCAAUUGCUUAAAAAUGUCUAUUGUAUCAAUUAACUCAACAUCUAGUUAGAUUCUAAUAGCAAAUUCAAAGUAAACAAUUUUUUUUUUUUGCUAUCGUCUGCUUGCCUGCCAAUAUGAUUUAACUAAACUUUUACAUGUAAUUUUGACAUUUCAUUGUAUUUCUAAUGGCACAACCACCUCCUCCUCCUCUUGAGGAAGUCGAAACACCGGGAUGUGUUGUGAAAGAGAUCGAAAAACAAUUGUACAAAACUUUAAAAGAUGUCUUCAAAUAUGACAGCUAUAAAACUCUAACUCAAAAGCGAGCUGUUGAAGCUGUAGCAAAUAGUACUCAAGAUGUGUUUGUUUCAAUGCCGACAGGUGCAGGAAAAUCUUUAUGUUUCCAGUUGCCUGCGAUUGUAAGUGAAAGAAAGGGUCUUACUGUUGUUGUAUCACCAUUAAUAGCCCUCAUGCUGAAUCAAAUGACCCAAAUGAAGGCAUUAGGUAUUCGUACUGAAACUAUUAACUCCAAAAUGUCAGCUAAAGAAAGAGAAAGAGUGAAAAAAGAUUUAACAAGUAAUUCACCUAAAACAAAAUUGCUUUAUAUCACUCCAGAAUUAGCUAGUACUCCAGGUUUUCAUUAUUUGUUAGAUCAUCUACACAAAACUAAUAAUAUUGCUAGAGUUGUUGUAGAUGAAGCACAUUGUGUUUCUCAAUGGGGACACAGUUUUCGACCAGAUUAUUUGCUUUUAGGAAAACUGCGAGAAAAGUAUAUGAUGAUUCCCUGGGUUGCUAUGACGGCUACUGCUUCAAGUAAAGUUAUGGAUGAUAUCUUAGAUCUAUUAAAGUUGUCAAAACCUGUUGCAAUAUUUAAAACUGCUUGUUUCCGUCCAAAUCUUUUCUACGAUGUAGCAUUUAAAGAGUCUCUUGAUGAUCCUGUCACAGAUUUAAAGGAAUUUGCACUAUCUGCUUUAGGUGAUCACUGGGAGAUGAAUCCGCCCAACGUGCGUGGCUGUGGAAUUGUUUAUUGUCGAACGCGUGAUGGAUGUGAAGAACUUUCCUCUAAACUUACUAAACUGGGUUUGCGUACAGAGCCAUAUCACGCAGGUAUUAAACCUGCCAUCAGAACGGAAACUCAGGCAGGAUGGAUGGAAGGCAAAAUACCUGUUAUAGCAGCAACUGUUAGUUUUGGAAUGGGUAUUGAUAAACCAUCUGUGCGUUUUGUUGCACAUUGGUGUGUGUCUCAAUCUGUUGCUGGUUAUUACCAAGAAUCUGGUCGAGCUGGACGAGAUGGCAAGCAGUCUAAAUGCCGAAUAUAUUACUCUAGAAAAGAUAGAGAUACAAUACUAUUUCUACUUAAAAAAGACGAAACUUCUGCAAAAUCUACAACUUCAAAACUAAAAAUAUCUACAACUAUUAAGAGUUUUAAUACCAUGAUUAAAUAUUGUGAAGAAUCUGUAUGUCGUCAUUAUGUUUUAGCCAGGGAAUUCGGUGAUGAUAUACCAGAUUGUCGCAAACACUGUGAUGUGUGUGUCUACCCCAAAGUAGUGGAACAAAAAAUUUCAAAAUUUAAAGGAAUGUUGCUUGGCUCUAAAAUAAAAUAUCAGAGGAAAGGUGGUGAUUUUGGUGAGUUGUAUGGCGGGGGACGAGAAGGUGCUCGUCAGGACUAUGAAGAUUAUGAUGCAGAAGGAGAUGGACCAUCACGAGAUAAGCAAGCAGCUUCAGAAUUAUCUAAUCUCAUCAGUGAUGAGUUUAGCAAACGGAGAGGUUCUAAAGAUAAGUCAGAUAAACAUGCUGUUAAACAUAGUUCUAAAGUUCUACAACCAUCUUUAAGAAAAAUACCUGAAGUCAAUGUAUCUAUUAGAGAAAGGUAUUUUGAUAAAUUAGUGGAAGAAAUUCAAUUGCAUAUGGAUACUUUAUCUUCGAAUAAAAAUUGUCCAGUUUUGAAAGGAAAAGAUCUUAAUCAGUGUGUUGCAGACCUCGAAUGGAAUGCCUUCAGUUCUAAAGGUAAUAUUCACAUGUAUCGGAAAGAGAUGGUCAAUUUAACUAAAUCUCUGAGAGAAGCUUCUCGUCAAGCAGAAAUACAUCCAGUUCUUGCAAACUUUGUUCCUAAUAAAAACUCAAAAUGUGACAGUAAGGAACGAUUGCACACUAUCAUAAACUAUUUUCAAAAAAGUACUGCUAAUAAUGAGAAAAUCUCCAUUCAGGAGCCUGUUUCGAAGAAUAGUCCUGUGAAACAAAAGAAAAGAAUGCAUUCUAUAUCUUCUGAAAGUGAUGACCAGUCUGAUAAAUUUAAAAUGACUAAAAGUUUCCUGGACAAUGGUACUGUUAAUCAUGAAGUGUAUAAUAGUCCUAAUAAAUCUAUAAAAAUUAAAAAGAGCUCUGAAAGUUCUAGGUCUAUAGAAGAAGAAAAACCAAUAAUGAAAUAUUUUUUUGAAAGUGUAUCUAAUUCUAUUACUGAACCAGUUCAUCAUUUGUCCCCCGAGGAAUCAAAAUCAAUUACGAUAUUUUCCGCCUCCCCUACCAGCAGAGGCUCUAUGAAAUCAGUUCCAACGGAUCACGAGCGACGGACGUCUUCAGGUUCUCCUCCCAGGAAAAAGCGACACAAAUCUAGUAAUGCACAUGGUAAUAAGUCUGAAAAAAAUAAAUAUGCAGAAACUAAAACUACAACCCAAACUCGCAAUGACCUUCUAAAGAAGGCAGCGGAUUUGGUACGAAAACAUUUAAACCCUGAAUAUAAAUCUAAAAGAAUAAGUAAAGACUUUUUUAAAAUUGUAUGUCGUAGUAUAUCUCAUAGAUUAGUUGAAGCAGAUGCAGUAAAUGAUGCAGCCGCUAAAUUUGAAGUUGAAAAACUAUUGCAAUCGCAAGCAUCAGUUUCUUCUGAUCAUUAAAUUUGUAUAAUAAUAACUGUUACUAAAUGCAUUGUCCUUUUUGGUUUGAAAAAAUGAGGGAAAAUUUAUUAUUGCUCAGUUGUUUAAUGCUUAAAGAUUUUUAUUCACAUAGAUUUGUUUAUUUUUCUCAUAUUGAAUUUAAAUAUAAAUUAAUUUUGUUAUGAUGUUUAAAAUAACACUUGUUAUUAAUAUUAUCAAUAUCAUGUAAAAUCAUGUUACAAUGUCUUUCUUUCAUAAAAAUAUUUACUAUUAUUAUAUAAUUAAAAUUUGUAUGUAAAUUUUCAAGGGUUAAACUUUUGUCUUUAAAAAAAAACACUUAAAUAAUAAUUGAACUGAAAUAGUUUUAUUAACAAGUCAAAUAUUUUGUCUUAUUAAUGACAAAUAUGACAAAAUAUUUGACUAGUUAAUAAAACUAAAAAAUCUAUAUAUUUAUUCAGUUUUUUAAUUAACAAAAUGAAAUCUUGAAAGUUUUUUAAAUUGUUAAAAAUCAAUUACGUUAAUUUAUUUUUUAAAAUUUUAUAUUAUAAUAAAAUAUAUUUUUAAUUGCAGAUUUCUUUGUAUAAAUUUAAAGGAAUUUUGUGAAACAUCAAUUUAAAAUAGUUGAAGAGAAAAGAUGAUUAUGUUUGUAAUUAGAAAAAAAAAAGAAAAUGUGAUAAUCUAGAAAUUGUGCAACAAAUGUUGAAGGAGUUUUUGUUUUUAUCAAAUGUAAAUAAAAGCAUUAAAUUUGACUUCAAAAUAU